AUGUUCAAUGCCAUGAAUUUAAUCUAUUAUAAAGAUAAAAUAUGCAAAAUAUGGAUCGGAUUAAAACCUAUUGUCAUACUGUUCACUCCCGAUGAAGUUGAGGUUAUCUUAAGUAGUAAUACGUUAACAGAUAAAUCAAGUGAAUAUAGAUUUUUGACACCCUGGUUAGGCGGAGGACUAGUGACCAGUUCUAAGAUCAAAUGGAAAACCCGGCGUAAGAUACUGACGCCCGCCUUUCACUUCCGAAUUUUGGACGAUUUUGCACCAGUUAUUAAUGAACAGUCGACUGUCCUCAUCAACAAAUUGCGGACAAUGAUAGAUAAUAGCAAAUGCGAUGAUCAACCCAUAGAUAUUGUGCCGAUAAUAACGUUAUGUACUUUGGAUGUGAUCUGUGAGACAGCGAUGGGAAUCAAAGUCGGAUGUCAGGCAAACUCUAACCUCGAAUACGUUCAGGCAUUGCAUGACAUAAGUGGCAUAUUUUUGAUACGUCUGAUGCGGCCCUGGCUAUGGCCUAACUGGGCAUUCAAUUGCAGCUCACAUGGCAAACAGUUUAACAGUUCAUUAAAAAAAAUGAAAGCGUUUACAAUGAAAGUGAUUUGUGAGAGAAAACAGGAAUGGAUUGAACACAUCCACAGAAACGACAACAAUGAGGACAUACAGUCUAAGUCAUUGGAUGCCAUCAAAGAGUCUAAUUUUUUUAAUGGUAAGAAAAGAUUGGCUUUUCUUGAUCUUCUACUUCAUCAGCAUUUAGUGGCAAACAAUUUGACUUUAGAGGACUUGCGUGAAGAAGUCGACACAUUUAUGUUUGCGGGUCACGACACCACUGCGCAGGCCAUCAGUUGGACUCUAUAUAUGUUAGGUCUUCAUCAGGAUAUACAGUCUAAAGUACGAGAAGAAGUGGAUUCAGUAAUGGACUCUCAUUUAGAUGACAAUGACUUUAGUAUUGAAGAUCUUAAGCAAUUGAAAUACUUAGAGUGUGUCCUCAAAGAAGUACAGAGAUUAUAUCCAACGGCGCCAUUCAUUGGUCGCCAACUCAGUGAAGACACUAUUAUAAAUGGCUAUUUGAUACCAAAAGGAACUUCAUGUGGAAUCUUUACUUAUAUCUUACACAGGGAUCCGAUUCAGUUCCCAAACCCGGAACAGUUUAUACCGGAGCGCUUUCUACCAGAAAACUGUGUGGGACGUCAUCCCUAUUGUUAUAUUCCCUUUAGUGCCGGUCCUCGCAAUUGUAUCGGACAAAAGUUUGCAUUUUUAGAGCAAAAAAUUGUUGUCUCAAAAAUUGUACGCAAUUUUCACAUUCAAACUAUCGAUCAAAGAGACAAACUUUUUAUUGUUGGCGAAAUGGUUUUGCGAACCAGAAAUGGUCUCAAAUUAAUCAUAAAACAAAGAAACAGAGAUAUUGUUAGAAAAACAUUCACCAAUAGUACUGAUUAUCUCUCAUCAAAGUCUCUCUAA
Messenger RNA from Oppia nitens, 1455 nucleotides. RefSeq names its product cytochrome P450 4c3-like. The transcript is spliced from 6 exons. The coding region runs from base 1 to 1455 and encodes 484 amino acids. The record is from RefSeq and is a predicted model, not a curated record. Gene Ontology annotation, molecular function: iron ion binding; monooxygenase activity; oxidoreductase activity, acting on paired donors, with incorporation or reduction of molecular oxygen. NCBI's taxonomy places the organism in Eukaryota, Metazoa, Arthropoda, Arachnida, Sarcoptiformes, Oppiidae.